AUGUGCAGCCGCGAAGCGGGGACCCACGGGCGCCUCCUCCACGGGUACAGGCAGGUCACCCACGACGGCGCCGAGGACCUGGCCCUGAGCGAGCACCUGCGCUCCUGGACCCAGCGGAUACGCGGCCCAGAUCUCGGGAACUUCCCAGAGGGCAGGUGCCGGCAGUGGCUCCGCAGGUUCCUGGAGUUCAGGACCGAAGAGCGGCAGCGCCCAGAUUCCCCAAAGACUCAGGUGACCCAUCACCCCACCUCUGACCAGAAGGUCACUCUGAGGUGCUGGGCUCUGGGUUUCUACCCUACAGACAUCACCCUGACCUGGCAGCAAGAUGGUGAGGACCUGACCCAGGACAUGGAGCUGGUGAAGACCAGCCCUGGGGGAGAUGGAACCUUCCAGAAGUGGGUGGCUGUGGUGGUGCCUUCUGGAGAGGAGCAGAGAUACAGGUGCCACGUGCAGCAUGAGGGGCUGCUGGAGCCCCAAGUCAUGAGAUGGGUGCCCACUCCUCAAUCCCCCAACCCCAAUGUGGGCCUCAUUGCUGGCCUGUUUCUCCUUGGAGCUGUGCUCACUGGAGCUGUGGUGGCUGCAGCUGUGAUGUGGAGGAAGAAGUGCUCAGGUGGACAAAAAGGAAGCUACACUCAGGCUGCAGAAGAGAAAGGAGCAGGACUGGACCCUAGGACCCCUGGUGUUCAGCAGAGUAAAUUGCACAGUCCAACACCAUUUGCAGAAGGCACAGAGACCAGGGAGCCCCACUUCAGCAAGCACAGGAGUCACAUGGACACUCAUGAAGACACAGAGGGUCUAGAGUAGAUCCUGAGA
Messenger RNA from Talpa occidentalis (Iberian mole), 813 nucleotides. RefSeq names its product patr class I histocompatibility antigen, A-108 alpha chain-like. Gene Ontology annotation, biological process: antigen processing and presentation of endogenous peptide antigen via MHC class Ib; antigen processing and presentation of endogenous peptide antigen via MHC class I via ER pathway, TAP-independent; positive regulation of T cell mediated cytotoxicity. Gene Ontology annotation, molecular function: peptide antigen binding; signaling receptor binding. The transcript has 5 exons. The record is from RefSeq and is a predicted model, not a curated record. NCBI's taxonomy places the organism in Eukaryota, Metazoa, Chordata, Mammalia, Eulipotyphla, Talpidae. The coding region runs from base 1 to 804 and encodes 267 amino acids. Gene Ontology annotation, cellular component: external side of plasma membrane.